CUGUAGUGUUGGACGGGGGAGGCGCUUCUGUGCUCUUUAAGCGUAUGUUUUCCCAAUAGAAAAUUUCCUGUUGUCAUUCGCACCAUAGAUACGCGCGCGCGCUCAUCUCCAUCACGGGGAAGCGCGUGGAGUUGUCAGAUUUUACGGAAUAUUCCCGAAAUAUCAGCUUAUUUGCGUGAUAGAGAUAGAUGUACAUCAAGUGAAUGUGUAACCCGUGUAUAAUUUCAGAGGACAAUGUUUUGUGUGUGAGGUGCACCCAAUGUAUGAUCUCAUCGUUCACUUUGAGAUGACCAAGGAGAACUGAAAGACACCCUGGCGCCACCUCAAGGUUUCUAUUUCUCUGUCUCCUGUCUCCGCUCCUCUAUGGGUUCCCGAAGUCAGGGGUUCUUCCACCACCAAGAUCACCAUCACCACCACCAUAACCACAACCACCAUCACCGCGGUUCAGUGGUGCCCACGGCCAUCCCCCGACUGGUGCCAGAGACCAACAGCAUGUUGGGGGGCAUCGCCCAGAUCACUCCUUCCCUGUUCCUUGGCCGGGGGAAUGUGGCAUCCAACCGCAGCCUUCUCCUGUCCAAAGGGAUUACCUGUGUGGUGAACGCCACCAUUGAGCUGCCCAACUUCAACUGGCCACACAUGGAGUAUAUGAAAGUGCCACUGGCUGACAUGCCUCAUUCGCCAAUCUCACUUUAUUUUGACAGUGUGGCUGAUAAGAUCCACAGUGUGGGCCGCAAACGGGGAGCCGUGCUGGUGCACUGUGCGGCUGGGGUGAGCCGCUCCGCCUCGCUUUGUUUGGCCUACCUCAUGAAGUACCACAGAGUUUCCCUGGCUGAGGCUCAUGCCUGGGUCAAGGCUCGCCGACCCGUCAUUCGUCCUAACGGCGGGUUCUGGCGACAACUCAUUGAGUAUGAGAGGAAACUGUUUGGCAGGAACUCUGUGAAAAUGAUCCAGACGCCAUACGGUGUCAUUCCUGACGUGUACGAGAGGGACCGCAGGAACUUGGCACCUUACUGGGGCUUGUGAAGUAGGGGUUUGUAUGGUUCAAGCGUAGAGGACGGGUCCGAUAACCCAUCUUUGACUUCAUUGUCUUCCGGGCUCUUUCCGUACGUCCACGUGUCCCUUCUGCUAGAGUAUAAAGCGAGACGGGAGUGCUUAUGUCCAUUUUUAAAAGGGAAGAAGUCACUUUGACUCCAUAUUUUAUGAGGUCAGGAGUGAUAAUUCAUCCUUGAAUGCUGAAAUUAAUCUUGGUGAUGAUAACGGUUUUUGGGGCACUUUGGGAACCAAGUGUAGUACUGAGAAUCAGAAAUUCAGUCCUUGGUUAAGACUUACCAAACAUAAUAUUGUGAGGAUGUUGUUUCACUUUUGGCUGUCGUUGUUGAGAGGCAGCAGUCUGAUCUUGAUUUCUAGUAGCAUUUGAAAAUUAUAUAAUAUAUAUAAAUAUUAAAAAUCUAUUAUAUUCCAAGGUGUAUUUAAACGUGCAGAAAAAAUAGUUAAAAAAUAAAUAAAUAAAUAAAAAUACAAAGAUAAAAGUUUUGGAAGGUUUUAUGAAGAGUUUAAAAGAAAGAAGCUACAAAGUUUAACAAAUUUGUAAACUAUUUGUGUAUAUUAAAAGAAAAAAAAAAUUUAUUGAGCAUACCAUGAACCCUGUGUUGGGAUUUGUAACGUCAUUGCAAAUACAAAAGUUGCAUUUUGAAAGGUUUAGGGUGUUUCUCAAGAAGCAGAACAAUAAAUAUGACAGUCACAGGCAAGUAAUUUUUUUCAAUGAAUUAUAUUUUGUCUAUUUGGUCUUUUUGCAAUUCUACUCAGUUUUUAAUUUUAACUCAAGAUGUUUAUUUAAAAUGUUUUCUGCAGUGCGGCAGUAAUUAUAACCGAAGGACAUCCAUCAGAGAACUCCUAGCAAAGCUUUUACUAAUUCAUGUUAAAAAUAACUGAAUUCAUGUAAAAGAGUUCAGAUUUAAUUAGUGUGAUGAAAUGAAUAAAGGGUGUAAUAUUUGAA
This is a messenger RNA of Ctenopharyngodon idella (grass carp), 1996 nucleotides long. RefSeq names its product dual specificity phosphatase 14 (gene dusp14). The record is from RefSeq and is a predicted model, not a curated record. Bases 364 to 1023 code for a protein of 219 amino acids. NCBI's taxonomy places the organism in Eukaryota, Metazoa, Chordata, Actinopteri, Cypriniformes, Xenocyprididae. Gene Ontology annotation, biological process: protein dephosphorylation. Gene Ontology annotation, cellular component: cytoplasm. Gene Ontology annotation, molecular function: MAP kinase tyrosine/serine/threonine phosphatase activity. The transcript has 2 exons.